AUGAUUCGCCACGCAUUGAAUUUGCUUCUGCUUUCCACGGCCAUCACUGGUCAGGUGACUUCCCCCGACGGUCCUUAUACCCCCAAUUCAUUUGAUGACGGCGACGUCCUGGCCCCAAACGCUGUAAGCCCUGAUUUCAAGCCCAUCACAAACUUGAAGCCGUCCGCGGUCCCAAAAUUGAGGCCGGCCCCAAGCGCGAAGCCGGCCCCAAGCGUUGCGCCUUUCCGAAACCAAACAUUCUACCACAACCCCAGGACGUUCUCUUCCAUAAUAACGUCGAUCCGAGUUACCUCAUCCUCACAGAGUAGCAGCCAUAGUUCUUCUUCUACCAGGAAGCCCAGUCAGCGUCCUUCGUCAACCUCGCAUAGCAGUUCCAUAAAACCGUCGUCCACGCCGGCUCCGAUCGUUGUGAGCAACGGAGAGACAGUUGCCGCUGGCCUCGGCGCGAUGAUUAUUGGAGGUGCUUUGGGUGGCUUCGUCCUGGCGCCCUCUGGCGCUCUUCUUCCCAUCGCGGCGGGAGAAGCCGCCGUAUUAUCAGCGGCCGCCGGCUCUGGGGCCGGAGCUGCCGCACGCGAGUUUGAACUGGAUCCCAUCGACGAUAAACCUGAUCUGCCCGAGUCGGUCCCGGAAGCCAAGCCAACUCAGCAAAAGCCCACCGAGAAGCCCACCGAGAACCCUGCGACGCCAACGCAGGACUUCUUCUACUGCCCGGAGGACUUCCUCUACUGCCCGGGGGACUUCCUCUACUGCCCGGGGGACUUCCUCUACUGCCUCGGGGACCUCUUCGGCUGCGUCAUCGACAUUCUCCUUCUCCUCGACGAGCGAAUCCUUCUCCCGGACCUCUUCAGCGUCUUCCUCCUCCUCCACAAGCGCAUCCUUCUCCCGGACCUCUUCGGCGUCUUCCUCCUCCCGUGUGACCACCUCAUCCAGGAGGAGCACUACCACUACCACACGUACGUCACAGCGUCUCCGGGCUUGGAAGGACAAAUUCAGCUCCGAUUCAACCCUGAACUCGCCGUCGCGGGAGGCUGUGAUCCCUACCCGGCCGUCGAUGCCCUCGGAAACCUCGGAGCUGGUUUGAAGCCAACGGGUCACAGAAGAAGCGGAUGUGGCAAUGGCGGAACAGGACAGGUCUAUGUCCGACGCGGAAAGACUCAAGGCCAUGUCGGUGUCAUGUUUAGCUACUACUUCCCCAAGGCCCGCUGGGGAGGGGAUAACGACGAGGGCCAGCGUGACUACUGGGCCAGCAUCGUCGUCUGGGUCAACCGAUGGGGCUGCAUGGACGAUGGGGACGUUUCGCGCGUCUUCCCCGUUGGCGUGUCCUUCACUAAAGACCACUUGGAAUGGGACGCGGCGCCACCGGGCACCAUCUCUUACGUGAACUCCACGCACCCCCAAAUGCAGAUUCGGGACAAUGCCAUGGGAUACAUCACGGGCAACAACGCCGACGACGCCUUUGAGCGCAAACUCGUCGCCUGGGAUGAGCUUACCCCCGAGGCCGCGUAUGCGCUGUCGGUUGUCCAUUACGAGCAUACUCAGGUGCCGUUCAUCGACGCCAACUUCCAGAACAGCCUUGAUGCUGCGUAUGAGGAGGGCAUUUUCGGCUCCUUGACUGAUGAGCAGGGUUGCGACGAUGCCCCCUAG
Molecule: messenger RNA, 1644 nt
Organism: Colletotrichum orchidophilum
Lineage: Eukaryota; Fungi; Ascomycota; Sordariomycetes; Glomerellales; Glomerellaceae
Product: NPP1 domain-containing protein
Exons: 4
Coding region: 1-1644 (547 amino acids)
Source: RefSeq, a predicted model, not a curated record